GGGGGGCACGGUCCCGGAUGUUGGCACCGCCGCCGAGAGAAAGGCGAACGAGAGAAGGCGGAGAGAAGCCGAGCAGGGACGCCACGGCACCGCGGGCACACCGGCCGAGCUGCAGCGACUCCUCUGCACAGGACCGUAGCGUCAAGAAGCGCAGGACACCCGUGGGGAUCUCCCGCUUAGCCGAAGACGAGGAGGCGGAAGAAAAAGGGGGAAAGAGGGGGGCAGCUACUCUGAAACUACCGUGAGGAUUACAGGGAGCCAGCGUCACGGCAGCUUUCACCCAGAAGUUGACCUACAGAAGAUGCUAUGCUGAUGUCCUGAGCUGAGGGAGCCCUGACUUCAUCCCCAACCUGUCUCUUGUCUCAGUUUGUUUUACCAAACGGGAUCAACUCAGCAUCAGUCAGCGAACACCAACACCAACCACCUCCACCUUUUCCCCACCCCCUCCUGCCCAGCCUGCCACCACCAUGACGUCGGAGCUGGAGAGUAGCCUGACUUCCAUGGAUUGGCUUCCUCAGCUGACCAUGCAGGCGGCCAUCCGCAAGGCAGACGCUCAAAAUGCCCAUGGGCCAGGCAUGGGCAAAAAGAGUGCCCUACUGGAUCCUAACACCACGUUGGACCAGGAGGAGGUGCAGCAGCACAAGGACGGCAAGCCGCCCUACAGCUAUGCCAGUCUUAUCACGUUUGCUAUCAACAGCUCGCCAAAGAAGAAGAUGACUCUGAGCGAGAUCUACCAGUGGAUCUGUGAUAACUUUCCCUACUACAGGGAGGCAGGCAGUGGCUGGAAGAACUCAAUACGGCACAAUCUGUCUUUGAACAAGUGUUUUCUCAAAGUGCCUCGCUCCAAAGAUGACCCUGGAAAGGGCUCUUAUUGGGCCAUCGACACCAACCCAAAGGAGGAUGCCUUGCCUACACGGCCAAAGAAGAGGCCGCGUUCUGGAGAGCGAGCUUCCACGCCGUACAGCCUGGAGUCUGAGUCUUUGGGGAUGGAGUGUAUGAUCUCUGGAAGUGCCUCUCCAACGCUGGCAAUCAACACUGUGACUAACAAGGUGGCAUUGUACAACACAGACCAGGAGGGGAGCGACAGUCCAAGAAGCAGCCUUAACAACAGCCUGUCUGAUCAGAGUUUGGCCUCUGUCAAUCUCAACAGUGUGGGCAGUGUGCACAGCUAUACACCGGUGACCACUCACCCAGAGCCCGUGUCCCAGUCUCUGAGCCUCCAGCAGCCCCCACAGUACAACAUGCCAGACAGGGACAAGCAGCUCCUGUUCUCUGAAUUUGAAGAUCUCAGUGCCUCCUUCCGCAGCCUUUACAAGUCUGUUUUUGAGCAGUCCUUCAGCCAACAAGGUCUCAUGGGAAUACAGUCAGAUUCAUCCCAGCAGACCCACACCUCCUGCUCUUAUCAACACUCCCCCAGUGGCACCAUAAGUACACAGAACAACCUGUCAAACAACCAACCCAACAACCACCCCAACAGCCACUCCGCCAACAGUGGCCAGGUGCCCCUGUCCCAUCCUGCCCAAGCCCACCCUGGCCACGGCUCGCCCCACGCGCCGCACCUCCCGCAGCACGGCGGCCCCCUCAACCAACACAGCCAACACGCUCAGCACAGCCAACACAGUCAGCACCAACAGCACUCCCAGCACCCCCAGCACGCUGCUCAUUCCCAGCACGGGCAGCACCCAUCGCAACAUCCGUCCCACGGCCAGCACCCGCAGCAGCACACGCCGCACCCCUCCCAACACACGCAGCACAGCCAGCACCCUCCUCAACACGGGCAACAGCAUCAGAGCCUCUCCCACCAGCCCCAUCCUACCCAGCAACAGAUGGCCUGCAACACAGGUUUACUGUCUGACUGGUAUCCAAAUCUGGAUGCACUGAAAGAAAGCUGCCGUAUUGCUAGCAGCUACAACUGGGCUGAUGUCGACCUUUCACCUUUCCAAGGUUUAAGAGAGAGUAUGAGACAAGCCGAGUUGAACAACUGGUCCCUGGAACCCACCCAGAUCGCAGACCUCUGCUCGUCCAUCAAUCAGUUUUUUGCCCGCACCGGUGUAAUCCAGCCACAGGGGGCAGUGCAGCCCUCAGUUUGCCUCGGCUCCAUGCACCCCAACAAACCCAGCCAGCACCUCAACACAGGAAAUCUCUACAUGGACUCCAGACAGAGCAUGUCCAUGAUGGGUCCUCCAGGAUACCCCCACAUGCCCCCCAUGAGCAGCGCAGGACCCACGAUGACAGGACACCACGCACAGAUGAACCAGCAGCACAUGAUACCUACCAGAAACUUCCAGAUGCAUCGCAUGCCAGCCGACGACAUCCAGGAUGACUUUGAUUGGGACUCCAUUGUCUAGCCCCUAGACCUCCUUUUUUUUGCAAAGAAUGGGGAGCAAGGAGAGGAGGAGGAGGCUGGAGGAAGAAGCCAGGCUGAGCUGAAAGGCCGCAGCAGGAGGAGGAGGAGAUAGGCCGUUGUGGGUGGGAUGCAGAACAUUUGAUAAGCUUUGGAGAAAGACAGACUUCAGAGUCCUGACAUUUUUACAAAAGCAAAACAUACAUAGAAAAUGUUAAACUUUGAAGACAAUCAUAUAUAGUCGGACAUGUCAAUGUGAUUGCUUACAUACUUGUCUAGAGGCAAGUAGAACACAUUCACGUCUAAACCACAUGCUCCUCAGCUCCUCGGCCAGCCCUCUCCCCAUCCCCAGCCAGCAGCCUUCCAAAGUCUGAACCCCUCCCCCCCGACUGACCCCCUGCUCCGUAACUGUUAUGUGAUUUGAGCGACGUGUUCAGCUUGUAAUUCUUCUCGUGUUGACAUUGGCCUCAGCUGUCUCUUGGAUGAGUUUAUCUCUCUUUUUUUAGAUUUUUUUUGUUUUGCUUUGUUUUUCAAUCUGUUUUGAGGAAACACAGGCCGUCUCUGAGUGAAGAAACGGUGCUUGUUGGUCACUUUUUGGGAGAGAGAGAGCAAGCCCCCACUGUGGCUGAAUCGAUGGUGAAAGUCAGGUUUACAAUAACUGAGGUUUUGUACAGGGUGUUAAAUGUUUAAGGCUUGAUAUUAAACAAACCAAGGGAGAGAGAUAUUGAGAGAGAGAGAGAGAUCGCAGAGAGUAUUCUCAUAACCAACCAAUGUGAUCAGGCUCACUGCAGCAGACAAGUAAUGGGAUUACAUUUUUUAAGUUCUCUGUGUCAAGCACAUCAAGAUGAGUGAACGUGGUGAGUGUGAGUCGGUUGUGAUACCAGGGAAGUCCGACAUUUUGUCUUUUUUAAACUUCAUUCAACUGGGAGGAACCAGAUGUUUAGUUUCUCUGUGUGCAUCGUGCACGUUCAGAUUUGCUCCACCAAUCAGAAGCUGUCAUAACAUGAAACCGUUUUAAUGGUUAAAAUCAUCAGUUCUACACGAGAAGCUAAGUGAUCACUAAAAAAGACAGCAUCAGCCAAUAACUAUUAAAAUGAGUCCAACUUUCAUCCGGCCUCAGUUUAUCGCAGAUCGAUCAGUAUUGGCAUUUAUGUCAGCCGAUAAGUAUGAAUAAAUAAAAUGUAGCACAAAAAUACUAAAAAUAUUUCAAAAUCUACUCAGCAAAUAUAAUCAUAAUUCUUCUACAAAAAUGAAAGACGGACUAAAUUGAUUGGUGGAUUUUGUUAAACCAUGUUAAGCUGCCCAUCCUCUGCCUGUAGCUCUGUAUACACUGAAUCUUCUCAUCUUAAUUUUCCAAUAAAAACCUAUUAAUCAUAUUUCCUCAAAAAAAAGUUUAAAACCUCCAUUUGUAAACAAAUCCAAUUCUAAUAAUUCUAAUCACAGAAUAAGAUCAGGUUUGAGACUAAAAAAAGCGCUGGUGAAAAAAAAAAAAGAUGAAUUAAUGAUCAGAUGUUAAACUUGUCACAUAAUGUGCAUCAAAAAGAGUUUGAUGCUACCUCCUGUGCUAAUUUGAAUUCUGGAUUUGAGUCUCUUUUUUUUUAAACUCAUUUGAGUUUGCUAUCAUACAAUCAUAACAGAAUGAGAAAUGUGAUUCAUACAGUACAUGCAGUGUGUGUGUGUGUGUGUGUGUGUGUGCAUGCGUGCGUGUGUGUGUGUGUUUUGGUUUAAUUGUAAUGUUAGGGCUAUGAUGCAAUCAUCUCUGUACUAUCUAUGAGCACAAAAGCAGAUGCACACAGUGAUUUAAAGACUAGAUUAGAGAUUUUAAUGAGAAAGGGUUUCUCAAGCACAGAACAGGGAGAUCAGUGGUUCUGGAAACUUUUCCUCUGUGUCCUGUAACAAGUGACUCGUCAAUCAGCCCGGAGCUGAACGUCAGAGACACAAGGUUAGAAAACAAAAACAAAAAGCCCUUUGCACACUCUUACCUUUUGUUGAUCGUAACUGUUUUUAAAGAUGCAAAGCACCUCCUGGUUCUAGUGACCAAUUCACUCCCAUCCUCAUUCACUCACACAGCGAGGCUAUCUGACCCCUAGUGGCAAAUAUGGGGCAUUGUCUACAUUUGAUGAUGAGAACCUGCUGAGCUGUGUGUGUGUGUGUGUGUGUGUGGUGCUUUGCAUCUAUGACAGUGUGUCCCUGUUUAAAGAAGUAACUAAAUGCUUUCAUUCUUUCCCGGGAGAAGAUUGUCACCACUCACAUCUUUGAAUAUGAUGUUACAGAAAGGAGGCGGUUAGUGUCGGUGAAGUUGUUACGUUUACACCUUUUUAUACGUUUUGAUAUUGUGUAUCAGUUAUGCCCAACACAAACCCUAAAGUAUUCCUGCAGAGGCCUUCACACCUCUCAGGUCAGCCAUCUCUGAAACAUGAUUUUGGUCAGGCAUAAUAAAAGUCCUACAACUUAUUUAAAGGUAUUAAAAUGUCAGAAUCAGGGUUUAUGCCAAGUAGGUUUGCACAUACAAUGAAUUUGCUGUAGUUUGUAUGUGUAUAAAUAUAACCCAAGGGAACAGUAUAAAAUCUGUGCAACAUGAACAAUAGUCCAAUUUGACUUCCGUAAAGUCAAGGUGUAUCUGCAACAAAUCCACUGAGCUUAGCACAAAGUCUGGGAAGUGAAUGCUAAGCUAAGCUAUCCAUCAUCAGUCUGUAGCUUCAUAUUUACAGUACAGACAUGAGAGGGUUAGAAAGAAGGCAAAUGAGAUUAUUUCCCCAAAACGUUGAUCUGAAGACAAUUCAUCUACCAGGACUCUCGUAGUGACUGUGGUUUUAAUAUCUGGAUGACAAUCAUGGAUUUUUUUUAAUGAUAUUGCAUAAUGUCUUUUGUUAUUGUGAGAACAGACACUUUUCAUUCUCACACGAUUGUUUUAUUGGAUAUUACAGAACCUUACGUUUCAACACAGAACCAGCCCGGUUUUACACUGUUGAUCUCUCUGUUGAACCAUGAUGAAGUCAUAUUCUCGUCUUUCAACUGAUACUGCCGUUCAUUUUUAUAUUUUCAGCUAAUCUUUUUUAUGUUGUUGUCGUUUUUCUUACCAAUCAUUUACUCCUGCUCUCUCCACCUCACGUGGUCAAUCCUCGCCUGUGGAUCUCAACUGAGUUUUUUUUUUUAAGUUUUGUUCAACUGCCAGAAUUUCAUACCUAAUGUUCGGACAUGAUCCUUAAAUCAGUUGACCCAAAUCAUGACUUUUUUUUAGGUGAGUGUGGGCCAAAGGACUGCAACCGAAGACAGCAGGGUACUUGUUUGGAGUCUACGUAGCUAAAAUAAACCGUGAACAUCCUGUGAGUCCUGGGUUGGUGGAAGGUCAUGUGAGGUUCGGCUCUUCCAGGUGAAGACACGUGAAUGUGCGAGCUGCCAUUUGUGCACAUCAGCUCGAGGGAAGACAAAAACAAUAGAGCAAAACGGUUGUGGCAAAAAAAAAGGUGAAGACAAUGACUGGAUCACAAUCACAAUUUUACAUUUUGUCUGUGUGUGUGUGUGUGUUUGCUUGUGUGAGUUAAAUUUGUUUUUUUUUCUAAAAGAUGAUUUAGGUUUUAAAUGCCGCUGGACAUGUACCUGCCAGAGAGAUUAUUAUUAUUGCGGAAAAAAAGAUGAAAAGAUGAAAAAAAAAAAAGCCUUGUUACAAUAUGGGAAAGAACUGCCAACAAGUACUGCUGAUCGGGGCCUAUUUUAUUCAGUGCUGGUGUGUCGUGCUUGUAUAUAUAUGUCUUUUCAAUCAUCCCUUUUUUCCUCUUGGGGGUGGGGUAUCGAGACAGGGGGUGGGUCUUCUUCACAAAAGAAAGGAGGGAAAAGAAUAGAGUAUUUUGUUAUCGUCCAAUCAGAGGGUGACAGUAUGUAUAUAUCUAUAUUGUAUAUAUGUGAUGAAAAUGCGUUGGCUUUUUGUGUGACACUACCUUUUACCUGUACUAUGGUUCUACAUUCAGUGUUUCAGUGUUGAUAAUAUAUAUUUGGUUUGUGUUUUAUUUUUUUUGAUUUUGUCUUUGUCAUUUCUUGUAUUUUUUUCCCUCCUAUUUGUCCUUUUUUGUUUAUUGCACGGUUUAUUACUUUUGUUGUCCAAUGAGGUGACACAGCUACUCUUUGUAUUCGUUUAGUGCUGUAAAAUAACUCAAGUGUUAUUAGAAUUGUCUAUACCACCGCCCACCCCACCCCCUUCCCCAAUAUGCAUGAAUGGCACUUAAAAGAAAUAAAAUAUGGUAACU
Molecule: messenger RNA, 6588 nt
Organism: Paralichthys olivaceus (Japanese flounder)
Lineage: Eukaryota; Metazoa; Chordata; Actinopteri; Pleuronectiformes; Paralichthyidae
Gene: foxj3
Product: forkhead box J3
Biological process (GO): regulation of transcription by RNA polymerase II
Cellular component (GO): nucleus
Molecular function (GO): DNA-binding transcription factor activity, RNA polymerase II-specific; RNA polymerase II cis-regulatory region sequence-specific DNA binding
Source: RefSeq, a predicted model, not a curated record